GCACUUCCGCUCCCCGCGCGUCCCUCCCCGCGGACGUCACUUCCAGCAACAACAGCGAACGUCAGAGCUGCCGGGCAGGAGUCGGGGCGGCGGCGGCGGGCUCGGCCUCCCUGCCGAGGCUCCUUCCCCGGGCCUGUCCGCCUGUCCCCGCCGCCGGGCCCGCGCAGCCCCUCCCGCCCGGCGCGGCCCUCGCACGCAGGCGGGCCGGGCUCGUCGCGGCGGCGGUUGGAGCGGCGCUGGCACAGCAGGCUCGCAGAUGGGUCAGGGACUCUGGAGAAUUGCUAGAAACCAGCAAUUGCAGCAGCAAGGAUACAGUGGACAAGGCUAUCUUACCAGAGAGCAUGGUAGGAGGGUACCUGCUAACAAUGUUUCCAAUACAAGCCAUCGCAAACAAGCUCAAGGAGGCAUUGACAUCUACCACCUGCUGAAGACGAGAAAAUCUAAAGAACAAGAAGGAUUCAUUAACCUGGAAAUGUUGCCACCAGAGCUCAGUUUUACCAUUUUGUCAUACCUGAAUGCAACUGAUCUCUGUCUAGCAUCAUGUGUCUGGCAGGAUCUUGCUAAUGAUGAGCUCCUCUGGCAAGGGUUGUGCAAAUCCACUUGGGGUCACUGUUCUAUAUACAAUAAGAAUCCGCCUCUAGGAUUUUCUUUUAGAAAAUUGUAUAUGCAGCUAGAUGAGGGCAGUCUCACCUUUAAUGCCAACCCUGAUGAGGGAGUCAACUACUUUAUGUCCAAAGGCAUACUAGAUGAUUCACCGAAAGAAAUAGCUAAGUUUAUCUUUUGCACAAGAACACUGAAUUGGAAGAAGCUGAGAAUCUACCUUGAUGAAAGGAGAGAUGUUUUGGAUGACCUUGUGACGCUGCACAACUUCAGAAAUCAGUUCUUGCCAAAUGCACUGAGAGAGUUCUUCAGACACAUUCAUGCUCCUGAGGAGCGUGGGGAGUACCUUGAAACUCUCAUAACAAAGUUCUCUCACAGAUUCUGUGCUUGUAAUCCUGAUUUGAUGAGAGAGCUUGGCCUUAGCCCUGAUGCAGUUUACGUACUGUGUUACUCUUUGAUUCUACUUUCGAUUGAUCUAACAAGCCCUCACGUGAAGAACAAAAUGUCAAAGAGGGAAUUCAUCCGAAAUACCCGACGAGCUGCACAGAAUAUCAGUGAAGAUUUUGUAGGGCACCUUUAUGACAACAUCUACCUUAUUGGCCAUGUGGCUGCCUAAAAGCACAAUUUGCUAGCACUUAAAAUUUGUAAUUUUCAAAAACUACAUCAAUUCAAGAUAUUAAUUAUUUUGUAGAGAUGGGGGUUAUUUUAGUGCUGGUCAUUCUAACCUCUGUAUACAAUCAAAAGUUUGUGUGUGUAAGUGUGUGUAUGUGUAAACUACCUUUUCUAUCUAUUUACUGUGGGAACAGAAGGAUUUUCUUUUCAUAAUUUUUUUUAGUUUUGCACAAAACAAUGCCAUUAGUCUGACACAGCCGUUUAUGAAUGUUAAACUGACAUUACAGUCUAAGCUGAAAAAGUGGUGAAUUUGUGCAUUAGAUCUGCUUGAAACUUUAAUAAGUUCAUUCUUUUUAGAAUACCAUGUAAUGUGUAUAUAUUUAACUAAAGAGAUUUAUAAUCAUAAUUAUUUUAUUGUAAAGUAUUUUAACUAAAAUUUCUCCUUUUAUCUCUUAAAUUAGUGUUUGACUUUCGUUUGCAUUUUUUUACAAUGCUAACUACCUCAGAUACUUAAGUUCAAGGGACAUUGAUCUGAAUACUACAAUAAAGUUUAUUCCAGGAGAUUAUAGAAGACUUGUAAAAUA
This is a messenger RNA of Passer domesticus (house sparrow), 1796 nucleotides long. It is a transcript of the gene FBXO8, whose product is annotated as F-box protein 8. The transcript has 6 exons. The record is from RefSeq and is a predicted model, not a curated record. Gene Ontology annotation, biological process: regulation of ARF protein signal transduction. The coding region runs from base 257 to 1216 and encodes 319 amino acids. Gene Ontology annotation, molecular function: protein binding; guanyl-nucleotide exchange factor activity. NCBI's taxonomy places the organism in Eukaryota, Metazoa, Chordata, Aves, Passeriformes, Passeridae.